AUGUCCCGUGAGCAGAAGGCAGUGGAUCGUGCCAGGAAAGCUUUCCUCACCGGGAGGUCGAAGCCCUUAGAACACCGGAUCCGCCAGCUGAAGAACCUCCAGAGAUUCCUCUUGGAGAGAGAGAAGGAGAUAGCUGAGGCCAUCAAGAAAGACCUGAACAAGGUAGAGAGACAAACAGACAGACAGACAGAGCGUGAGUGAGAGAGGAGUGUGUGUGUGUGUGUGUGUGUGUGUGUGUGUGUGUGUGUGUGUGUGUGUGUGUGUGUGUGUGUGUGUGUGUGUGUGUGUGUGUGUGUGUGCGUGCGAGUAUGUGCAGAAAUGUAUGUGUGUGUUUAUGACUGUGCAGUGUAUGUUUGUACACGCACAAGUGUGUCUGUAUGCAUGUAUCUAUCCUCAUCUUUCUCCAUAUCCAUCUUCUAUCCUCCAUUCAUCCAGAGUGAGGCAGGCACCCAGCUGUAUGAGACACUGGGCCUGGAAGGGGAGAUUAUCCUGGCAGUGAAGAAGCUGGCGGAGUGGGUUGCUCCCCGGCCUGUUGAGAAGAACCUCCUGACCAUCUCAGACACUGUCUACAUCCAGCCUGAACCACUGGGAGUGGUGCUCAUCAUAGGAGCAUGGAACUACCCCUGGGCCGUCACCAUACAGCCGCUUAUAGGGGCUAUCGCUGCAGGUAGGGAGGAGUGGGGGGGUUGGGUAGUGUGUGUGUGUGUGUGUGUGUGUGUGUGUGUGUGUGUGUGA
This is a messenger RNA of Coregonus sp. 'balchen', 735 nucleotides long. Lineage: Eukaryota; Metazoa; Chordata; Actinopteri; Salmoniformes; Salmonidae. The record is from the annotation of a GenBank genome assembly.